Messenger RNA from Prunus dulcis (almond), 522 nucleotides. Its product is annotated as receptor-like protein EIX2. The transcript has 2 exons. Gene Ontology annotation, molecular function: protein binding. Lineage: Eukaryota; Viridiplantae; Streptophyta; Magnoliopsida; Rosales; Rosaceae. The coding region runs from base 1 to 522 and encodes 173 amino acids. The record is from RefSeq and is a predicted model, not a curated record.
AUGAGGAUGAUGCAACAUUCAUAUGGAAAGGAAGAGUGUCAAAUCACUCCAGAGAUUGGAAACUUGCAGUCACUGGAUGCCCUUGAUUUGUCAAGAAACCAGAUAGAAGGAAGAAUUCCAACAAGCCUUUCGCGGAUCGAUCGUCUCAGUGUCUUGGACUUGUCAUUUAACAAUUUGUCUGGCAAAAUUCCCAUCGGAACUCAACUCCAAGGCUUUGAUCCCUCUGUUUAUGCUGGAAAUCCUCAACUUUGUGGACCUCCACUUAAAAAGACAUGUGCUGAUCAAAUUGUGCAAAUUGACUUGAGCAAUCAAAAGGACGAUAAGGAUGAGCUUAUAACACUGGGAUUUUACAUCAGUAUGGGGCUUGGGUUUGCAGCUGGAUUUUGGGGAGUUUGCUGCACUUUGAUAUUCAAGAGGUCAUGGAGAUAUGCAUACUUCAAGUUCUUGAAUGGUUUAAAUGAUUGGCUUUAUGUGCAAGUAGCUUUGAUCAAGCGGCAACUAAAGGAUAUGCUUAAUAGCUAA